Molecule: messenger RNA, 1278 nt
Organism: Penicillium angulare
Lineage: Eukaryota; Fungi; Ascomycota; Eurotiomycetes; Eurotiales; Aspergillaceae
Product: putative epsilon-lactone hydrolase
Exons: 6
Coding region: 1-1278 (425 amino acids)
Molecular function (GO): hydrolase activity
Source: RefSeq, a predicted model, not a curated record
AUGGCAACAAACACUUACCAACCCAUCAUAACCGGCGAAGCCGACAUUAAAACUGCCCAAAAAAGACGCAAAAUCUACAUCCGCCCCUUCCUCCUCUUCUGGCUCUCCUCCGUCUUUGCUGAAGUAAUCUUCCUCGCCGUUGGGGUUUUCAUCAUGACCGGUACUCGCGACCUAUUUUUUAAAGUUAUGUGGACGCUUGUCUUUUGUCCACUUGGAAUGGGAGGUGCAAUGGGCGGCUUGAUCAAUGUUUUCAUUGUCGAUCACUACUAUGGCAAGAAGGCGGCGCAAUUUACGGGGAUUCUGUCCUUGUUGAUUCUGAGGGCCGAUACCUAUCACCACCACCUGAUUCAAGCAACAGUCAAAGCAAUUACGCGACGAUUUAGUCCGCUCCAGCUUCAAUAUCUUUUCAAGUCCUAUAACCAGCUUUACCUGGAACAUUGCAAAAAGACUGGGAGCAUGCCUAUCUUCGUCUUGAACGAGCGUGGCUUGCGUGGAUUUUGGAUGGGCGAUCCCGCCGCUGGGUACGUCGUGAUCAACUUUCAUGGCGGAGGCUUUGCAAUGGAUGCGACAGAGGCGUAUCUAGAUCUCUGGUCGAGUGUAGCAGAAACCCUGUCGCAGCACGGUACCAGCACCGCUUGGCUGAAUGUCACCUACACGCUCGCACCACAUGCAGCAUAUCCAACACAGUUUUGUGAGGCGGUAGAAGCUUUACGACAUGUCAUUGAGGACAUCGGUCGCUCUCCGAAGGACAUUAUUCUCCUGGGUGACUCGGCAGGUGCGAAUUUAUGCCUUGCAAUUCUCUCUCACCUAUCGCAUCCAUCACCAGAUGCCCCGAAAUUGCAAAUAAGUGGACGACUGAAGGCGCUUGUAUGUUUGUCUCCAUGGGUAUCUUUCCGACAUGACUGGCCGAGCAUGGUGUACAAUGCGCAUAAGGACAUCGAUGCAAGAAAAGUUACGGAAAGAUGGUCUCUGGAUUAUCUCAAUGGAAAAUCGACGAGCUUUCAUAUCGAAGCAGUUAAUGCGCCUGAUUCUUGGUGGGAAGAUGCUCAAGUGGAGCAAACCCUUGUGUUGGCGGGGGGUGAUGAGGUGCUGUUGGAUCCUAUCAAGGCCUGGGUGACGGCUUUUAGCGAAUCAAACCCCGACACAACCUUCGUUGCUGGUCAGGAGGAAUGCCAUGUUGCACCGCUUAUAUGGCCAUUGUUUGGUGAUAAGCAUGAGACUCAACAGGGUGCAGCGUUGAAGCACUGGCUAUGUAAUAGAUUGAGCAGAGAGGCAUAG